Molecule: messenger RNA, 2537 nt
Organism: Lactuca sativa (garden lettuce)
Lineage: Eukaryota; Viridiplantae; Streptophyta; Magnoliopsida; Asterales; Asteraceae
Product: putative formin-like protein 15b
Source: RefSeq, a predicted model, not a curated record
UCUUUAGCUGCGUUUUGCUUGCAUCUCCUCUCCUCUCCUCUCUAAUCUGUUAAUCUGUAUCCAGUAUUUCACUUCUAAAUUUCUGAUUUCUGUGGAGAGAUAUCAAGGGAGGAGGACGAUUGUCGAUUGCCUGCCCUUUGGCUUCGAAAUUCAAACCUCAACUACGUUUUCCCCAAAUUUCCCUUUGGCUUUGUCGAUUUCUCGCCCCUUUAGUUUUGGAUACAAUUGUCGAUUGCUGUUUGCCUGCAAUCGACAAAUCCACAAUCCGUAAUAUUCGCUUUUGAAUUUUGAUUGUUUUGUGAAUUAUUAUUUUUUGGUUUGUGAUGAAUUUGAUGUUUUUUGUUAUUAUUAUGUUCCGUUUUGUUUCUUUUUCAGUUUUCAGAUCAUCGAUCACUAUACAUGCAUGGCUGCAGCUUUAGCUAUGGAUGAAUCAAUCUUAUCAGAUGAUCAAGUAGAGAAUCUUAUCAAAUUUUGUCCCACUAAACAAGAAAUGGAGCUUCUCAUGAAUUAUAGAGGCGACAGGGAGAUGCUGCACAAAUGUGAACAGUUCUUCAUGGAGCUCAUGAAGGUGCCACGUGUUGGAUCAAAAUUACGAGGUUGUCUGUCCAAAAUUCAAUUUGACAUCCAGCUUUCUGAUGUUAAGAAGAGUUUAAACACUGUAAAUUCUGCAUUUCACAAUUUUGAGGAUACAUUAAAUCAAGGAACUACAAAAUUUUCUGCAAUUGGUUUCAAGUUAGACAGUCUUUUGAAACCACCACCACCACCACCACCUCCACCUCCAGGGCCACCAACUCCACCAUCUCCACCACUUUACGCUGCAUGCAAACCUCCACCCCCAGCCCCUCCUCUGCCACCACCAACCCAUGGACCACCACCACCCCCACCCCCUCCACAUCCUUCUUCGAAGCGGUCUCUACCUCCCCCAUAUCAGUACCUAGGACCACCAGCUCCUCCACCACCACAAAAUCCGAUGUGGGCACGACGGCGUCCACCACUUCCACGUAGAGGCUGUGCACCUGUACCACCACCAUCACCACCACCACCACCACCACCGCUUCCACCACCACGAGGAUCUACACACCCUCCUGAAAUGGCUGCAGCACCUCAAAGAUCUAUGUUAAUGCCACUCCAUUGGAUCAAGCUAUUCAGGGCUUCACAAGGUUCCUUGUGGGAAGAAUUGCAAACACCUGGAGACCUCCAAAGGAGUGCAGUAGAAAUUGAUAUGUCAGAACUUGAGGCAAUGUUUUCUCUCCCACGCAUAAACCCAAAGAAAGAUACUUUUAAAGCUGAAAAACUCCAAUUGCUACAGGCUGCAGAUUUAGCUAUGGAUGAAUCAAUCUUUGAAGCUGAUCAAAUACAGAAUCUUAUCAAGUUUUGUCCUACUAAACAAGAAAUGAAGCUUCUCAUGAAUUAUACAGGUGACAAGGAUCUGAUGGAAAAAUGUAAUCAGUUCUUGCUAAAGCUCAUGAAGGCGCCACAUGUCGGAUCAAAAUUACGAGUUUUUCGAUUAAAAAUUCAAUUUGACACCCAGCUUUCUGAGUUUAAGAAGAGUUUAAACACUGUAAAUUCUGCAUGUGAUGAGAUCAAGACUUCAGUAAAAUUGAAGGAGAUCAUGAAAAGAAUUAUGUAUUUAGGGAAUACAUUAAAUCAAGAAACUGCAAGAGGUGAUGCAGUUGGUUUCAAGUUAGACAGUUUUUUAAAACUCUCAGAUACAAUCUCUUCAAACAACAAAAUCACUUUAAUGCAUUACAUCUGCAAGGUUCUUGCCUCCAAAUCACCUUCCCUUAUAGAUUUCCAUUUGGAUCUUGUUAGUCUUGAGUCUGCAAAUAAGAUACAAUUUAAGUCAUUAACAGAAGAAAUGAAUGCCAUUUGUAAGGAACUGGAAAGGUUUAAAAAGGAAACAUCUGCAUCUGCAAAUGAUGUCCCUGUCUUUGAAGUUUUUCAUAAGAAAGUGAAUGAGAUCAUCAGCUUUGCUGAAUCAGAAGUGGCAUCUGUAACAAAUUUGUUCUAUGAUGUGGGUGGAAAUGCUAAUGAAAUGGCUUUAUAUAUUAGUGAAGCAUUUGGUGAAGACACUGCUUGUUCUUUUGAACAUGUUAUAGAGAGGCUUGUGAAGUUUGUGAGGGUGUUUAGAGAAGCUCAUGAAGAAAACUGUAAACAGGCUGAACAAGAAAAGAUAAAAGCUCAAAAAGAGAUUGAAAUGGAGAAGGCAAUGGGCUUUAACUUAACAAAAAAAUAGCCACAAAGUCAAAGGGUGUUGACCAAAUAACCACAAAGUCAAUGCACUAUAAUUACAUACAUACAUACAUAUGAUGUUUCAGUGUUUUUAAGGUGGUUUGAAGGAAGCUGAUCUGACCUUAAAAAUCCUAGUUUCACUUGACAAUUUUAACAGCCUAGAUUCUAGUGUCAUUAUUAACCAUGUAUAUAUAUAUAUAAUAACGAUGUCUACAUGCAAGAAAUAACCAUAUGUACAAUCAUUAGAAUCUUGUAUCGAUUAUAUGUGGAUAUAUUCUGAGUACUGAAUGUUUGUUAAUUUUGUA